AUGGGGAUCCUCCUGCAGCUGACAAUUCUGGACCAUCUGAUGCGCCAAGGCAAACUUCACACUCUGUUAUUGAUCCACGAAAGUUUGCUGGAGGUCCAGACGAUGAAAGACCGAGUCGACAGCGGCGUCCAGCGUCGCUCGAUCAACCAAGCUCGACGAUUCGAUCCGGGAUUCUUGCAAGCAAGAUAG
Molecule: messenger RNA, 189 nt
Organism: Peronospora matthiolae
Lineage: Eukaryota; Oomycota; Peronosporomycetes; Peronosporales; Peronosporaceae
Source: the annotation of a GenBank genome assembly